AUGGCUGAUGAGCUGUUUGAAUGUGACUUACACCAAGAGGAGUAUCUGUGCCUUGAAGGGGGCCAACAGUGGACGUUACCUGCACUUAUAGACAUCCCAGCUGGCAUAACGUCACAGAAGUAUCCUGGUUCAACAAAUGGGAGUCUGGAGUACUGCAGAUCUAAGCCAGGACCCAGAGUAUGCAGGUCGUGUGAAGUACCAUCCAACUACAGACAAAGACUCCACCCUGAGAAUCACAGACCUGAGAGAGAGAGUGACUCUGCUGAAUACAAGUUUAGAUUUACAACAACUGAGGUAAAAUGGGGAUACAGCUUCCCUGGAAUAACUCUGAAUGUCACAGACUUGCAGGUGAAGGAGACUCCUGCCACAGAGGAAGGGAAGGUGACACUGACCUGUAGCACCACCUGUACGCUAACUGACAACUCCAACCCCUCCUAUAUCUGGUACAAGAACAGACAACGUCUCACCAACACAAACACCCAAGAUAACUACCUCUCCCUAGACCCAGUCAGCAGUGAGGAUACAGGCAGAUACUCCUGUACUGUAGAAGGCUACAAUAAUCUCCACUCUCCUGUAUUGUCUGUGGGGGAACAAUCGUCUUUGAAGGAAGCAGCUGUAGGAAUCAUAGUGGUUGUUCUGAUUCUCAUCCUCUGUCUCUCUGGCUUCAUGUGGUUCAGGAAGAAGGCCUCCAAAUCCACGUUUGACACACAAGACAGGAGAGACACAGUAGAGAAUGGACAGAGAGAUUAUAAUCCAGUGAAUGACAACGUCUCAGGCAUGGCCAUGGCCCCUACUGCAGCACAGAGACCGAUCACAGAUGAUCAGGAUGAUGUUACCCACGCCAGCAUCCAACACAGAAACCAGGAAGUGCCUCUGUACUCCACCGUCCCACCCCCAGAAACAGGACCAGGAUUUCCAAUACGCUACUGUGAAAUUCAACAGCCCCAGUGCUGCUCAAUAGACAUUGGGUUGGAUUUAAUCCAAUUAUGGGUUAUAGGCAUUGCAGCUUUUAAUAAACAGGAAGAGAAUUUCCAGUACGCUGCUGUGGAAUUCAACCUCCCCAGUGCUGCUCCAUAG
Messenger RNA from Coregonus clupeaformis (lake whitefish), 1077 nucleotides. RefSeq lists its product as uncharacterized. The transcript is spliced from 6 exons. Bases 1 to 1077 code for a protein of 358 amino acids. The record is from RefSeq and is a predicted model, not a curated record. NCBI's taxonomy places the organism in Eukaryota, Metazoa, Chordata, Actinopteri, Salmoniformes, Salmonidae.